Messenger RNA from Lagopus muta (rock ptarmigan), 1305 nucleotides. RefSeq lists its product as uncharacterized. The record is from RefSeq and is a predicted model, not a curated record. The coding region runs from base 404 to 841 and encodes 145 amino acids. NCBI's taxonomy places the organism in Eukaryota, Metazoa, Chordata, Aves, Galliformes, Phasianidae. The transcript has 2 exons.
UUGUGUGUGCCAGGAGGCAGGCGUGGUGAGGUGCGCUUUGGAGCCUGCUGUUGUUGGCGCUGGGCUCGGGAGGCCCCUGAACAUGGCGCUGUGUGCUGCGUGUGCCAGCCCCAAGAGAUUCCCGUGUGGAAGAAGGGAGAGGAUGAAGGAGGCCGAGGGCCCUUUUCUCGGGGCCGGCUCCUCUGUGGCCUCUUGCUUGCCGGAGAGAAGGGCUGCCCGCUGGGCACGGGGAGUGCCUUCUAGCUGCCGUCCCGUGCCCUGUCCUGCAGCCCCCUCCUCAUGCUAUGUGGAACGCCAUUGCCAGCAGUGCGGCUGCCAUUUUAGAACCUUCGCCGCAUCACAGCCGUCACCUUGGUCACCGCUGCCCCGGCCAACGCACUCGCCUCUGUGAGCUCUGGCAGCCAUGCCUGGAGUGAAGAGAGCGAGGGGCGAAUUUUGCCCUCUUUUAAAUGGGAAGAAGGAGCUUGGCUUCCCAGAAGCGAAGAGGAGGAGGGGGGCCGCCUUGAAGAUCAAGCGGAGGAGGGGGCAGCGAUUCCGUUUCCAUCGCGCCUGGACCAGCGCUGUGACCACCUCCGUGGAGCCCAUGGAGGUGGAUCCACCUCUGGAUGAGCCCAUGGAGGUGGAUCCACCUCCGGAUGAGCCCAUGGAGGUGGAUCCACCUCCGGAUGAGCCCAUGGAGGUGGAUCCACCUCCAGAUGAGCCCAUGGAGGUGGAUCCGCCUGCGGCACAGCUGGCCUGGCACCACACCACCGUGCCAGGCCCCGCAUCGGCGCCGUCCCACCGCCGCUGGUCCAGGCGCUCGGCUCCCUACCCGCUGCGCGGCCCCCGCCCCCAGCAUUAGCUGGGUGGCAUGAGUUUCCAUCAGCUCCUCCUCCGAGCCUCCUGGGGAGCCAAGUUCUCCUCUUCCCAUUUAAAUGCUUCAGGAAUUAUAGUUCUGUUGUUGUUGUUGAUUUUAGUCUUAGUGUUAGUGUUAGGAGUAGAUUAUUGUUCGUAUUUUAGAGUUAGGCAUAGGUUACUUUUAGUCUUUUAGUGUUAGGCAUAGGUUCCUGUUCUUCUGUUCGAGUUAGGCAUAGGUUACUUGUAGUGUUUUAGUGUUAGGCAUAGGUUCCUGUUCUUCUGUUCGAGUUAGGCAUAGGUUAGUUGUAGUCUUUUAGUGUUAGGCAUAGGUUCCUGUUCAUACUUGACAGUUAGGGGUCGAUUGCUGGUGUCAGGUGGAAGUGAGCAGCGCUCACUCGGUAAGCACACGCCUGAUUGCUCAUGCGAAGACAUGAGUGCGAGUGCCGUGAGCACGGAGGCCCGAUGGCA